Molecule: messenger RNA, 3832 nt
Organism: Paramormyrops kingsleyae
Lineage: Eukaryota; Metazoa; Chordata; Actinopteri; Osteoglossiformes; Mormyridae
Source: RefSeq, a predicted model, not a curated record
UGUGCCAAUCCCCAGGACUACCUGGCUCAUAUCAUUGACACCACUAACCUGCCCAUUCUCCCAGAACAAGUGGGUGCUCUCUUCGGGAACAUUGAGGAUAUCUACGAAUUCAACAGUGAGCUGCUGCAGUCCCUCGAUAUGUGUGAGAAUGAUGCUGUGGCCAUCGCCAGGUGCUUUGUGCACAAGACUGAAUAUUUUGAGAUCUACACACAAUACUGCACCAACUACCCAAAUUCAGUGGCUGUGUUGACAGAGUGCAUGAGCAACAAGACUCUGUCAAACUUCUUUCACGAUCGACAGGCCAUGCUGAAGCACCCGCUGCCCCUCGGUUCUUACCUGCUCAAGCCAGUCCAGAGAAUACUCAAGUACCACCUGCUGCUCCAGGAGAUUGCCAAACACUUCGACCCUGAGGAGGAGGGCUAUGAAGUGGUAGAAGAGGCCAUCUACACCAUGACGGGUGUGGCCUGGUACAUCAAUGACAUGAAGAGGAAACAUGAACAUGCUGUCAGACUGCAGGAGGUCCAGUCUUUGUUGAUCAACUGGAAGGGGCCGGACCUCACAACCUACGGGGAGCUGGUUCUAGAGGGCACUUUCCGUGUGCACCAUUCCAAGAAUGAACGAACGCUCUUCCUCUUUGAGAAAAUGCUCCUCAUCACCAAGAAGCAUGGGGAGCACUAUGUCUACAAGACACACAUCUCAUGCUCAACGCUGAUGUUGAUUGAGAGUGCCAAAGACUCCCUGUGCUUCAGUGUCAUGCACUACAGAUAUCCUAAGCAGCCCCACACUGUCCAGGCUAAGACUGCUGAGGAGAGGAAGUUAUGGGCCCAUCAUAUUAAAAGGCUUAUUUUGGAAAACCACCAGGCUAUUAUUCCACAGAAGGCAAAGGAUGCACUGCAAAUGGAUUCUGCGUACCCUAAGUAUCGUUACAGCCCAGAGAGACUGAAGAAAGCCAUGUCCUGCCAACCAGAUGACGUAACUGUAGGGGUCCAUGUAAAACGUCGACAGUCAGAACCAGCCAAACAGAUCAUACAGAGCAUUAAAGACACUCUUAAGCCCUCAGGGGUUGGCAGGACACUGUUGGAUGCUCCUCUCUCCCUGCAGACUAACACUAGUGCCGGUGAGGAGGGCAUUGGUCUACAUGACCCAGAGGCUGAGGGGUCUCACAAGGAAGAAGAAAAGGAGAUGAUGUGCCUGAGAGAGAGCAGUGAUGAGUCUGGGCUGCCAGCCUCAAAGGUUGAGAAGGAAUGGGAGAGUGACAGCGACGAUAUACUGAUGGAGGAUGACCAGAUGGACGACUUUGCCAGCUCGAUGCUGGCCGCCAUCUCCAGCUGGCACUAUAGAGUCAGGGCUUUGCUUUCAAACCAGGCCACUAUGGAUAAUGAGGAGGAUGGCAUCUUGGAAGAGAACAAGGUUACCACUGAGAACCUCCAGACAUCCUACCAGCAUGAGUUAGGUGUGACACCGUUGGAUUUGUCUCAGCCACAUCAGGCUGCAUCAAAUGGGCCAGUGCCAGACAGCCAUGACACUCAGCCUGGUCUCCCAGAGAGACCUGAACCAGACCUAACCAGAUCAGAUCUGCUGGUCCUCACCAGGACCACUCCAAUCACACCCAAGGUUCCAAAGAUACCAGGAUCCAGCAGCAGCCAAAAUGCAGAGAAACGAAAGCAGCGGGAGAAGAAGCGUGCCACACAGCAGGAUGGCGUGAAAUCCGUAAGCAGCGAACAGUCAUCGGAAUCGGAGGAAGAGGAGAAUGUAGCGGCGCCAGAGAGUGAAUCUGACAGCAUUUUGCCAUCGUCUGUUCUGAACCAGGCUGCUGUCAUUGUUGAGCACUUCAUCAACAGCACCCGGAGAGGGAGUCUACACUCUGUGGGUGGGCCCUGCCAGAAGCACGUCAGCCGGAGUGGCAGUACCAUGAGUAUGAGCACAGAUUUUCUGGAGACGGUGCAGAGGCUCCACAACAACCCUGUGGAAACUCGACAGAACCUGUGCAAUCAGGACUCCACCACCACAAACUGUCCCAAAGCAAAUAACCUCUUUGAGGGGAGUGGUAUACCAAUGCGGAGGCAAGACUCCAGCCUCUCCAGACAGGACCAGCUGCUCAUUGACAAAAUAAGAUGUUAUUAUGAGAAUGCUGAGUACAAGGAAGCCGACUUCAGUCGCACACGUAGAGAGAGUCUCACCUCCAUUCCCACAGGCCUGGUCCAAACCUCUGUCAGCCAACUCAACAGCAUCCCCAAAGAUGAAGCUCUUGCUAGGGAGACAAAGUGUGCUGCUAUCGGCUAUCCUUCCACCAGUAGUAUUUCUACACCCAGUGAAGCAAUUGACACAUCAGGUUUAGAUAAAACACAGCAGCCUAUAUUCUUUGGCUUUGGUGCAAAAUCCUGCACGAGUUUCGAAGACAUUGUGCCUGGCUCUCAGAUUGAGUCUUUAGUAAUAUUUGAGAAGAUAGAUGGAUGCGUAGCACCCCGAAAAAUCCUAGGCCACUCAGUCAACCUGGAUGAGGACCCGACCCGGGGCCAUACCCAUCAGGGUCGUCUUUUCAGGCCUGUUCACCUUCAGAUGGACUUCGAGGAAGACAGGCAGAUGCAGGACGAGGAGAAAGCAAAAACUACAGUUUUUCAGUUGGCUCGGCAAUACAGUCAACGCAUGAAAACCACCAGAAAAUCUGUACAGAACAACCCAGAUCUGGACGACCUGCAUGAUGUUAACCUGCCUUCUGUGUUGGAGGAGCGGCCAGAGACAGAGAACCGAGCCCUGCCAAGGUCCCCCAGCCCUCAGGAUCGAUCACCCAGCCUCUCCUGCCCCAUGAGCGCACCCAGCUCCACGCAGACCGAGGGCUUCCACUGGCCAGACGUGCGUGAGCUUUGCUCCAGGUACUCCUUCCAGGGAGAAGAUCAUGCCCAGGACUGCUUGCAGGCUUCAUCCGGGACCCUGGGUCGGGGCCCCAGAAGGCACUCCAGCAGUUCCUCCAGCUUCUCAGGGUCUCAGACUGCUGUCUACAGCCAAGCCGUGGCCUACAAGCCUCAGAGGUGGGAGUCCUGCCAGGGCAAGCCACAGAUGUGCAGGGCCGGAUCCCCAGAGCACAGGCUGUGUGAGCUGCCUGGGCCACGAGCCACAGAAAAUGCUGCUUUGCUAACUGUGCAAACAGAUGGGACAGAACUGUACGAAGCACGAGUAUGGAGAAAGAAGGACAAGCACACCUCACCUACAUGCCAAGGCAAGAUCUCCGCCAUGGCUGACAUCGAACAUAGCAGUUCCAACUGGGAUUCAGAAAGGGAGGGUGGUCGUGUGAUAGGGGCUUUGGCUGUGAGGUGCGGUGAGAGCAGAGAGAAUGACCACCAGUCAGAUCUCCAUGAACAGUAUGAGGACACAGAGAACACAGGAAACACGGAGACUGACACUGGACAGCAAAGUAACGUCAAAAACCUGAGGGAGAAGUUCCUCAGUAUGACAUCGAAUGUAAGCAUGCUUUAAACGGGCCCUAUUAUGCUCAUUUUCACUUUUCAAAAUUUUAUUUUUGGGGUCUACUAGAAUAGAUUUACAUGAUUCAGUGAACAUUAUUAUUCUGAUAUGGUACAUCUCUAUUCACUCUGUCUGGAACACUCUGUUGGAACCCAGAUGAGCUCAGUGUACUUUUAUUGGUCAACUUGCCUGAUUAGACAGUUUGCCUGAUUGGUCAGCUUGCCCUACAUGUUCUGCCAGUGUCUUGCAGGCUGCAGACAGAUCCUUGCAGGUAGUCGGCCAAUAAGGAUUGUGUUAGAAGCAGUGUUAAUUUUGACAGCAAAUUUUUAUUUAGUUUUAGUCAUAGUAUUUUAACUAAAAUGUAAUUUAG